GAAGCUACUACCAGCAGCCAAUUGAAACGCGAAACCUGCCCCAUGGGGGCGGAGAGAACACCGCCCGCUUCCUCUGGAGCCAAUAGAGAAGAGGAACAGAGAAGCGCUUCCUGAGUUCGGGGGUCGAGGGAAGAUGGCGACCACCAAAGGGGGUUGGUGCUUGUGCGAGUUACUGAGGUUUUUGUAUUCAUUAUUCCUCCCUGGCCUGACAGUAUGUGGAAUUUUAUGCAUAUGUUUGUUCAUUAUCCUCUGGGGAAUCAGACUGCUGGUACGAAGAAAGAAAGAGUCAGUAGCAACUAGCAAAAAUGGGAAAAAUCAACUGGUGAUUGCAUUUUUUCAUCCGUACUGCAAUGCUGGCGGCGGAGGAGAAAGAGUUUUGUGGUGUGCCUUAAGGGCUCUGCAGAAAAAGUAUCCUGAAGCAAUUUAUGUUGUGUAUACUGGUGACGUGAACGUCAGUGGUCAACAGAUACUAGAAGGUGCUUUCCGAAGAUUUAACAUCAGGCUCACUCACCCAGUGAAGUUUGUUUUCCUGAGGAAACGCUACCUUGUGGAAGAUUCGCUCUAUCCUCACUUCACACUGCUGGGCCAAAGUCUAGGAUCCAUUUUUCUUGGCUGGGAAGCUCUAAUGCAGUGUGUUCCUGACGUUUACAUCGAUUCAAUGGGAUACGCGUUCACACUGCCUCUGUUUAAGUAUCUAGGUGGUUGUCGCAUUGGCAGCUACGUUCAUUAUCCCACGAUCAGCACUGAUAUGCUGUCUGUAGUGAAGAACCAAAAUGUCGGAUUUAAUAAUGCAGCCUUCAUUACCAGGAAUCCUUUUCUCAGCAAAGUAAAGCUCAUCUAUUACUAUUUAUUUGCUUUUAUUUAUGGACUUGUGGGUUCUUGCAGUGAUGUAGUGAUGGUCAAUUCUUCUUGGACACUAAACCACAUUCUCUCACUGUGGAAAGUCGGGAAUUGCACUAAUAUUGUUUACCCACCUUGUGAUGUACAGACCUUUCUGGACAUUCCCUUACAUGAGAAAAAGACAACCCCAGGACAUUUGCUGGUUUCCAUUGGCCAGUUCCGGCCUGAAAAGAAUCAUCCUUUGCAGAUCAAAGCCUUUGCUAAAUUGCUGAAUAAGAAGGUGGCUGGUUCACUUCCUUCCCUUAAACUUGUCCUCAUUGGAGGGUGUCGUAACCAAGAUGAUGAGCUCAGGGUAAACCAACUGAGAAAGCUUUCUGAGGAUCUGGGAGUUCAAGAAGAUGUGGAAUUUAAAAUAAACAUUCCAUUUGAUGAGUUAAAGACUUACUUGUCUGAAGCAACAAUUGGUCUGCACACCAUGUGGAACGAGCAUUUUGGGAUUGGAGUUGUCGAGUGUAUGGCAGCUGGCACGAUUAUCCUCGCACACAACUCAGGGGGCCCCAAGCUUGACAUUGUCGUCCCUCACGAAGGAGAGAUAACUGGAUUUCUGGCUGAAAGCGAAGAAGGCUACGCGGAAACCAUGGCUCAUAUUCUUUCCAUGUCUGAGGAAAAGAGACUCCAAAUCCGAAGCAGUGCUCGGGCAUCUGUAAGCAGAUUCUCUGAUCAGGAGUUUGAACUGGCGUUCCUGUCAUCUGUGGAGAGCUUAUUCAAAUAAUGUCAUAUCUGUACGGAUGAAAGAUAUUUUAUAUAAAAUGGCGACAUACCUUCAUUCGUGAGUAAUUUUUCUAAGCUUUUUCUGUAUUGUAAUAAAGUCACCUAAGCAGUGCUCUCAGCAGUAUGUAUAUAGACAGGAUAUUUAUUUCAGUGAAAAUGACAAUGGUCAAAAUUACCUAAAUUGUUUGAAUGAAAAAAUUUUAGAUUAGGAUUUUGUCUCAAAUUCUGAAAAAUAUGGAUCUGAAAGAAAAAAAUGAACCAACCAUCUUAAUUUUGGUCUAAUUCACAUUUUUCAAGUCCUAUUUGUCAAAUCACUGUACUUUAGAACCCAGGAAAGAGAAUUUACCUUUAGAAAAAAAGGAAAUGUCGAAAGGAAAAUGGAAGACUGAUAAUUAAUAGUUUGGUACUUUAGAAAUGUUCUGCUAUCUUGGGAACACAGAAAAAUUCUAGUCCAUUUAAAUCCUAAAUAGUAAUUGUGGAUGGCCUUCUUGGAUAUAUCUAAAGAUUCUCUUAAAAGAGAAAAGAGACUUUAGGCAGGCUUAAUCAUGUUCUGAAAGCUUGUAGUGAAAAGGCAGGGACUGGGACCGCCCUGUGGGCAUGUGUCGGCUCGCAGGGGCCAGGAGGCCUCCAGCGAUCCUUCCCACAGCUCCAUAUUUGUGAAAUUAGGUUUUUGUUUGGUGCUAUCAGUACAUUUGAUAAGGAUACUCUCAUCAUCCCUUCACAUUUCCACAUCGCAGGAGGCUGGAAGCUAGCUUUAAGUUGUUCAGAAGGUCUGAGUGAGAUGGCUUUGAUAAGUUGUUUUUCUGAUAGCCAUGAUAGAGUAGCCAGAUCCAACCAGCCAGUCUCCGUUAUCAGCAUCAUGCCUUGUAAGAUGAUGAGGUGGCAUUUUGAAAAGAGCACCAAAACACCUGGGCCUGAUCCCUGUGUCAUCAUUUGCAAACAUCUGAUCUCUUAAUACUUAAGCCGCUGCUUAAUCUUUUUGAAACUUACAUUCUACAUCUAUAAUCUGGAGAUGCUAAUACCUGUCCUCACUACCUCCUAGUGAUUCUGAGAUGGAAAGUAUGUGAAA
Molecule: messenger RNA, 2680 nt
Organism: Panthera uncia (snow leopard)
Lineage: Eukaryota; Metazoa; Chordata; Mammalia; Carnivora; Felidae
Gene: ALG11
Product: ALG11 alpha-1,2-mannosyltransferase
Exons: 4
Coding region: 134-1612 (492 amino acids)
Biological process (GO): protein N-linked glycosylation
Cellular component (GO): endoplasmic reticulum membrane
Molecular function (GO): GDP-Man:Man(3)GlcNAc(2)-PP-Dol alpha-1,2-mannosyltransferase activity
Source: RefSeq, a predicted model, not a curated record